Molecule: messenger RNA, 892 nt
Organism: Dentiscutata erythropus
Lineage: Eukaryota; Fungi; Glomeromycota; Glomeromycetes; Diversisporales; Gigasporaceae
Source: the annotation of a GenBank genome assembly
AUGCAAGAAACUCAAAAUGAAGUAACAGUAGAAAUACCAGACUCGAUAACACAAACACAAGACCAAAGAAAUAUUCAACCUCCAAACACCAAUAAUACUUUAAGUUCAAACUCAUUUCAAAUUUACCUUUCCGAACAUCUUCACAUCUCACUUCAUUUUGUCGCCGAAUUAUCACGCACAAUUAUAGCCGCGAUAUGUUUUGUAAUUAUAGGUUUCUUUUGUACUUUCGCUAUACAAUGGUCAGAUUAUCGGUGGAAAACUUCAGAGGAUGAUAUGAAGGCUUUGGUAGAUCUCGGUUUUGAGACAAUACCGGAAACCGAAUAUAUAAUCCUUGCUGACCUAUUCAUGUUAUCUCUGUUGGUUGGUUCCGUGUCCUUAAAUUUAAUCCUUGCUGAAUCAAGUAUUGCAAGACUUAUAAUAGUUCGUCGUAUAUUCUGGAUGUUGUGCUUUCUAUUGUUUUUCAGAAUGAUUACUUUAAGCGUUACUACUUUACCCAGUCCUAAACCAUGUAUACCGAUGGAACCCGGAAAUUUUUUACAAAUGCUUAAAAAUGGAGUAGAUCUCAUAACUGGUUCAGCUAAAGCUUGUACUGAUAAUAUUUUUUCGGGUCAUAGUAUUUUUAUCACUACAAGAGCGGAAGAUAGAUUAGGAGAUAAAGAUCUUUAUCAACGAAUAGCGUAUAUGCCAAACAUGUUCAAUAUAAGUUUAGUUGGUGCUGUACGUUGGAUGGAUGGACUAGAUAUUCGAUUUACUUGUGAAGGGGAAGAAAUUCUCGAUGCUACCAGGGAACGAGCAAGAAGACGACGUCUUCAAAACUCAAGUGAUAAUAUUACUAACAGUGAAAUGACAGAAGUUGAAAUUAUUGUAAAUCCUAGUCAAGACGAUGUAGAAG